Daldinia childiae is the source of this 633-nucleotide messenger RNA. Its product is annotated as Centrin-3. The transcript has 2 exons. Gene Ontology annotation, cellular component: half bridge of spindle pole body; mitotic spindle pole body. Gene Ontology annotation, biological process: spindle pole body duplication. Bases 1 to 633 code for a protein of 210 amino acids. The record is from RefSeq and is a predicted model, not a curated record. NCBI's taxonomy places the organism in Eukaryota, Fungi, Ascomycota, Sordariomycetes, Xylariales, Hypoxylaceae. Gene Ontology annotation, molecular function: calcium ion binding; microtubule binding.
AUGAACAACUACGCAAGCAACGCCAUGAACGAGUACAAUGCGUCGGUGCGGCCAGGGUCAACGAGACCGGGCACGCGAUUCGCAGCCCCAAUUCGGAAUCCAGAACACGCGGAGCCUUGGGAUCAAAUAAGCGACGAACAUCGAAACGAGAUCAACGAUUGCUUCCACCUCUUCGAUAUGAAUAAAGACGAACAGCUCGACUUCAGCGAAUUCAGGUACGCGCUACAAGCUCUCGGCUUCUCUAACCUCUCGCGGCCCGAUCUCAUCGCGUCAUUUAAGUCCGCUGCGCGGCCGCGUCCAGGCUGGACACCCCUCCCAUCUCUCCCGAACCAGCCGCCGCCACAAACCACGCCAGGCGUAGUCGACCUGCGGCUAUCGCGCGAAGGCUUCCAAGCAGUCGCGGCGCGGUACGUAGCAGCACGCGACCCGCGCGAGGAGCUGCUCAAAACAUUCGCCCUAUUCGACCGCGGUGGCAAGGGCGUUAUUACCGUCGAUGACCUACGCAGCGUUGUGAAGGAACUUGGCGAAGACGUGCCUGACAACGAGCUGCACAGCAUGAUCGAGCAGUUCGACGUCGAGGGCAAGGGCGGCGUCAGCCGCGAGGAGUUUCUAGGUAUCUUCCUCGAUAGGUGA